Molecule: messenger RNA, 2100 nt
Organism: Acanthisitta chloris (rifleman)
Lineage: Eukaryota; Metazoa; Chordata; Aves; Passeriformes; Acanthisittidae
Product: probable G-protein coupled receptor 115
Exons: 8
Coding region: 1-2100 (699 amino acids)
Biological process (GO): G protein-coupled receptor signaling pathway; cell surface receptor signaling pathway
Cellular component (GO): membrane
Molecular function (GO): G protein-coupled receptor activity
Source: RefSeq, a predicted model, not a curated record
AUGGAUGUGAGGGUAGCCCACUGCCUGCUACUCUGGGCUUUGCACUUCUUCCCAGCCACACCUCACACUGUUCUCAGGGUUCUUGGUAAUGAAUCAAAGACUGGUAAUGAGCAAGAUGCAUGUAUAAAUCUCAUUCCCUGCCAACAUAAUGGAGCAAUUUGUAUUCAGCCUUGUUCUCCCUCCUUCCACGGGGAGACAAGCUUCGUCUGUGAAGACAGAAAGUGGCAAAUGUUAUCAGAUGCCUGUGCAAGCCUGGAUGUUCAGUCUCUUUUUCAGAGGAUAUCUAAACAUGAACUCCCAUGCUUCGGAGGACAUGUUGGUGGUGUUGGAGGACGUCUUCCUUUUGUAGGAGAAGGAGAGACAGGGCAUGGGAAGCCUGGAGAUGGAGCAAAACAUUUCGGUGCUGAUGACCGUGGGAAUAAUAGCUGUCAAGCUGAUUUUUCAUGCAUCAUCCCGGAUAUCCUGUCUUCACCAGCCAUUCCAGGAAACAUUGCUGAUAUAGUGGAUCUGCUAAAGAAGAUUUCCCUACUGCUAUCAGAGAAUGUCACUAGAGGAAAAAUGAAGAGCUACAGCAGGAUAGCAAACCAUAUUCUGAACAGCUCCAUCAUUUCCAACUGGGCUUUCGUAAAGGACAGAAAUGCUGGUUCAGUAUUACUGGACUCUGUGAAUUUAUUUGCUGGGAAACUUCCUAUAAGGAAUGGGUCAGAAAGCAUACAGGAGCCCUUCAUUGCUACGAAAGGCUACAGCAUACAUAAAAAUACUUCAGGAAAGAGCUUUGAUUUUUCUAUGGAAUUCAAUGACACAAGCAAUAUCACUGGGCACGUAGUGAUUCCAGAAGAAGAGCUCUUAAAGUUACCCAGGACUUCCAAAGCCAUCAGCAUUGCAUUCCCAACUCUUGGAGCCAUUAUAGAGACCAACCGUUUGGAUCCUGUGUUUGUGAAUGGGAUGGUGUUGUCGGUGUCUCUGCCAGAGGAGCUCAGGCAUAUUUUGCUCACCUUUGAGAAGGUGAAUAAACUGGAGCAUGUUGAGGCUCAGUGUGUUGGGUGGCACUCGGCUGAGAGGCGAUGGGAUAACAGGCCAUGCAAAGUGCAGUCUGACAGCAUCAGCACUGUGGUUUGUGUCUGCACACAUCAGCGCCGAACAUACAGAUCCUUCUCCAUCCUGAUGUCCCCCGCCACGCUGCGCAGCUCAGUGCUGGAUUACAUCACACGUGUGGGCUUAGGCCUUUCCAUUUUCAGCUUGGUUCUGUGCCUUAUCAUCGAGGCUUUUGUCUGGCAUCACGUUACAAAAACUGAGAUAACCUACAUGCGCCAUUUUUGUUUGGUCAACAUCGCUGCAUCGCUUCUCAUUGCUGAUGUUUUGUUCAUCUUGGCAGCUAUUGUGCACAAUGCAGCCCUGAACUACCACUUGUGUGUAGCAGCCACUUUUUUCCUUCACUUUUUCUAUCUUGCCUUGUUUUUUUGGAUGUUUACACUGGGCCUUUUGAUUCUCUAUGGAUUAUUAUUAAUUUUUUUAAAGGUAACAAGAUCAGCUUUCCUAGCUGCAGCAUUCCUUAUUGGAUAUGGAUGUCCCUUGGUCAUAUCUAUCCUCACUGUUGCUAUUACUGAACCAAAAAAUGGGUAUUUAAGGAGUGGAGCCUGCUGGCUCAAUUGGUAUGAGACAAAAGCCCUUUUGGCCUUUGUUGUACCUGCUCUGAGCAUCAUUGUUGUGAAUCUGGUGGUGGUGGUGGUGGUUGUGGCGAAGACUGGAAGAUCCACUGUUGGAGAAGGCUGCAAGUCACGAGAUUUGAGCAGUAUGAUCCGAAUUAGCAAAAAUGUUGCCCUUCUGACACCUCUUCUGGGUCUCACCUGGGGGUUUGGAUUAGCAACAAUUGUUGACAGCCGCUCUCUGGCAUUCCACAUUACGUUUGCACUACUGAAUGCCUUCCAGGGAUUCUUCAUCCUGUUGUUUGGGACACUUCUGGACAGAAAGACAAGAGAAGCCUUAAGGAUGAACUGCCUUUCAUCAAGGCGGAAGUGGGGUCUAGAAAAGCUGAAGGAUCCAAAGAAAAGUGAAGGUGUUUGCAUCUUAUCAGGCUUUGGGUCAGGAUUGAAAGUUUGA